AUGAUCGGGUCACUAAUGUAUCUGACUGCCAGUCGACCUGACAUUCUGUACGCCGUGUGUCAGUGUGCUCGUUAUCAGGCUAACCCCAAACUCGUUCACUUAACUGCUGUUAAAAGAAUUUUCAGAUAUUUGAAGGGAGCACCUAAACUUGGACUCUGGUAUCCCAGAGAUUCGAACUUUGAUUUGUUUGCCUUUUCAGAUAGCAAUUUUGGAGGAACUGACAGGGAUAGGAAGUCCACAUCAGCUGGAUGUCAGUUCCUGGGAGAACGGCUCAUAUCUUGGCAAUGCAAGAAGCAGCAGACAGUAUCUCUUUCCACAGCGGAAGCCGAAUACGUUGCAGCAUCUGCAUGCUGCUCCCAAGUUCUCUGGAUGCAGCAUUGGAAGAUUACAAUUUGA
Helianthus annuus (common sunflower) is the source of this 396-nucleotide messenger RNA. RefSeq lists its product as uncharacterized. The transcript has a single exon. Lineage: Eukaryota; Viridiplantae; Streptophyta; Magnoliopsida; Asterales; Asteraceae. The record is from RefSeq and is a predicted model, not a curated record. Bases 1 to 396 code for a protein of 131 amino acids.